UUGCUACGUCCGACAUUUUCAUACCUAUGGUCGCAUAGGCAAUAUCGUCACAGUGUUACGCGUGUGGAUAGUGUAUCCACAAAGCUGCAUGUAAAGAGGUUUGUUUAUAUUGAUAAAACCUAUCGAUACUUGUUGGAGGUGUUAAAGAUAGAAAAAAAUAAUGUCUGCGACAAUUCAGAGUUGCGUCGACAGUUCUGUCGAAGGGGAUGACUACGGAGAUGCCUUUGGUUACGGAAGGAGCAACGCGCAGUCUUAUGGAAACCAAUUUCAAAAUAGUCCAACAAUGCGCUACGCGACUCACUACAACAUGAAUCAUUCCAAGCGAGGUAUAGCUCUGAUUUUUAACCACGAAUCCUUCACCAUAAAUCACCUCAAGCCCAGAUCUGGCACUAACGUUGACUGUGAAACGCUAAGGAACUGUCUAGUCAAACUUGGAUUCGAGGUCAAAGAUUUUCAGAAUCUAAUAUUCAAGGAUAUUCAGAAGAAACUAGAAAAAGUUUCAGAAAUGGAUCAUUCAGAUCAUGAUUGUUUAGUUGUGGCUGUACUGUCUCAUGGAGAGCUGGGUAUAUUAUACGCCCAUGACACUCCUUACAAAGCUGACACAAUUUGGUCAUACUUUACCGCAGACAAGUGUCCGACACUCUCUGGUAAACCUAAAAUGUUCUUUAUCCAGGCAUGCCAGGGAGACAAAUUAGAUCCUGGUGUUAGCCUCAGAGAACGCACAGAAACAGACGGACAUGGUUCCCAAAGUUUUCGCAUACCAAGCCAUGCAGAUUUUUUAAUAGCCUACUCGACCAUACCAGGUUUCUAUUCUUGGAGGAACACGACCCGAGGAUCCUGGUUCAUGCAAGCUUUGUGCUUGGAGCUUUGCGAAAAUGGCUCACGAUGGGAUUUGCUAACACUCCUGACUUUUGUUUGUCAGCGCGUUGCAAUUGAUUUUGAAUCUAAUACUCCUGACAAUAUUACUAUGCAUCAGCAGAAACAAAUUCCAUGUAUCACUUCAAUGCUGACACGCCUAGUGAAGUUCACAUUGCCUAAGAACGGCGUUGCUGCUAAUUGAUGCACGAGGUUACUUCAGUGACUGCACACAUUGUUUGUCAUGAACUAUCUGCCGUUACUUGCUCACAUAUACAGCAGUUACUUAAAGCAUAUUUUGACAAUGCCAUUUGACACAACAAAAAAUGCUUAUAAUAGCCACAAAUAACAUGACACAAACGAAACAAUUCAACGGACCAAAAUCGAAUGUUAUUUACUAGAACAACUUGAAUGAAUUUGCAUUGCUGGAAGUAUUUGUGAAGUUGCGAUCAGGACAGAGCAUUGUAACAUUACUUAGAUCUUGUUACUUUGAGGAAACUUAAGCGACAACUGAUCGCUAAAUUGUAAUUAAUACUCACAAAACUCUUCAAGAUGUAAUCAUUUGAUCUCAAACAGUGUACGUAUUAUAUCAUAUAGCUUGUCCUUUUGUUUUUGGCUGAUGGCCACAACUGGAACAAAGUGCAUUUACUGUUAGGUCAAUUUUAUAUGUAUACAAUUUCAAUGUUUCUACUACGUAAGAUAUACUGUACACACACCUAUUAUAUUCUAUAGUUCUAUAGUAUAAACCCAUGGUAUUCUUCAGAUUCAUACCUAGUUGGUAAGCAGUGAUAGGAUGUGAUGUAUGGCCCAAUCCAACGAAAAGUGUAAAUCGUGCACAGAUAAAUUUCCUACUUUUGUAUUUCCUUUUUUUUCGUAUGUAAACUAAUUUUGCUAGAGCUUAAAACAAAACAAACAGCAAAAUACCCCUGUGAUUGAAAUUGUUAUCUUAAUUUUGUGAAUUCAAUAAUUGCUCAAAUUAUUUGAACGUUCUUUUGUAUUUUUACAUUUUAAGUAAAUGUAGUUUUGGAAUAGCACAUUUAUACGCAUUUUUAUACACUUUGUAUGAAUAUUUAUAACAUUAAUAAAGUAUAUUUAACUGUAA
Messenger RNA from Neodiprion fabricii, 1957 nucleotides. RefSeq names its product caspase-1-like. The coding region runs from base 161 to 1060 and encodes 299 amino acids. Gene Ontology annotation, cellular component: cytoplasm. Gene Ontology annotation, biological process: proteolysis; apoptotic process. The record is from RefSeq and is a predicted model, not a curated record. NCBI's taxonomy places the organism in Eukaryota, Metazoa, Arthropoda, Insecta, Hymenoptera, Diprionidae. The transcript is spliced from 5 exons.